AUGUCUGCCAUGGACAGAGAUCCAGGUCUACCAGUCAAGGAUCCAACAACACCGCACUGGCAGAUACCUCUACAUCCGCUUGCGAACCUGUCAUCGCCACAACUUCCCGAGGACACUGAUGUCUUGAUCAUCGGAUCUGGUAUCACUGGUUGCAGUGUAGCCAAGACCCUACUGCAGAGCGAUCACGAAAUUCGAGUGACGGUACUGGAAGCCCGGGGACUUGCGAGCGGGGCCUCAUCGCGCAAUGGCGGCCACAUCAUCUCGCCUUGCUUCUCAAGUUUCGAUGAGCUGGUGUCCGGCUUUGGUGUUGAAACCGCAGUUGAGCUUGCCUUGUUCAGCGAGCGCAACAUUGACAAGACGUUCGAAGCUGCCGCGGAGUAUGAUGGGUUGGUCGUGGAUUCCAAGAUCCGCCGAACAGAAAAGGUGCUGGCUUUCAGGGACCAAGAGAAGUUCGACCACAUCAAGACUGUUCUUAACCUGUGGAACGAGCACAUGCCAGCAGAUCACCAAAAUCCGUUCCGCUUGGUUGAUCCGGAGGAAGCCAGAACUAAGUGUGGUAUGCAAAACGUCGCCGGUCUUGCAAUCGGUCGAGCUGCAGCUGCGUGGCCGUACCGGCUGUGGACAGGAAUCUGGAGUAAUCUAUGCAGUACGUAUGGCGAUCGCCUCUUCAUCGAGACGCACACACCCGCACAGCAAGUCAGCGAACUGAAGUACGAUGGGCAACUCUACAGGUAUACCGUAGGCACACCACGAGGUAGUAUCAAAACGACUCAUGUUGUGUACUGCACAAAUGGGUAUACAUCGCAUCUGCUGCCAAGUCUCCGUGGCAAGCUGUUCCCUGUGCGAGGAACAAUGAGCGCUCAAGAGCUCGGUAACUCAGUGCCCAACCUCGGCGCACACCGAUCUUGGUCCUUCGAUGCUAGUCCGUACCAGGACCCAGAGACAGAGGCUGUCGAUCCAGGACUGUACUAUCUGACCCAGGACCCCGACUCCGGCUAUAUGAUGCUUGGUGGAGAGUACGACCGUCCUGAAGUUAUCAUUAGUAGCGACGAUAGUAAGAUCAAUCCCAUAUCUGCCGAGAAGAUUCUGGAUGUUCUGCCGAGACACUUCGUUGGCGCCAAAAGUCCGAUUGUAAAAGACAUGUGGUCUGGCAUUAUGGGAUUUGUGCGAGAUGGACUGCCACUGAUUGGCAGCUUGCCUAAGCUGGUCACAGGACGACCUGGUAAGGGUGAAUGGAUUGGAGCAGGCUUCAACGGCUAUGGGACGGGAUAUUGUUUGUCCUGUGGAGAGGCCAUUGCGGAGAUGAUACUAGGCAGAGAUGUUAGCAAUGGGCUUCCAUCGGUAUUACUACUGACGGAGGAUAGAUUCGAUGGUAGUCUGGUCUCACAAAACGUUUGGUCUGCGUUGACAGGUAAAGAAGAACGGAGUAGUAGCCGAUCAAGUAGUGCGAGCGCCAUUGUUGGUACUGAAUUGCGUUGA
Molecule: messenger RNA, 1479 nt
Organism: Recurvomyces mirabilis
Lineage: Eukaryota; Fungi; Ascomycota; Dothideomycetes; Mycosphaerellales; Teratosphaeriaceae
Exons: 1
Coding region: 1-1479 (492 amino acids)
Cellular component (GO): cytoplasm
Molecular function (GO): oxidoreductase activity
Source: RefSeq, a predicted model, not a curated record